Messenger RNA from Alligator sinensis (Chinese alligator), 4993 nucleotides. RefSeq names its product ER degradation enhancing alpha-mannosidase like protein 1 (gene EDEM1). The record is from RefSeq and is a predicted model, not a curated record. The coding region runs from base 211 to 1584 and encodes 457 amino acids. Gene Ontology annotation, cellular component: membrane; endoplasmic reticulum. Gene Ontology annotation, molecular function: mannosyl-oligosaccharide 1,2-alpha-mannosidase activity; calcium ion binding. Lineage: Eukaryota; Metazoa; Chordata; Crocodylia; Alligatoridae. The transcript is spliced from 12 exons. Gene Ontology annotation, biological process: mannose trimming involved in glycoprotein ERAD pathway; carbohydrate metabolic process; endoplasmic reticulum mannose trimming.
ACAUAAAUAACAAAACCAGACACUUGUAGCAGACUCCCAACAAAACAGGACUCCUGAACUGAAGAGGAAAGCACUUCCUCCCAGCACAACCUGGCCUUCUUCAGGUUUGAGAGAGGGCCUAACCUAAAUAUCAGUUCAAAUUUGAAUAUCAAUGAUGUCCUGGGAAACUAUUCACUAACUCUGAUUGAUGCACUGGAUACCUUAGCGGUAAUGGGGAAUUCCUCAGAGUUCCAGAAAGCAGUGAAGUUAGUGAUUGACACGGUUUCUUUUGACAAAGAUUCAACAGUCCAGGUCUUUGAGGCAACGAUCAGGAUUUUGGGAAGUUUGCUGUCUGCCCACAUCAUAAUUACAGAUACUAAGCAGCCCUUUGGUGACAUGACCAUUAAGGAUUAUGAUAAUGAACUCUUGCAUAUGGCUCAUGACCUGGCAGUGAGAUUACUACCUGCCUUUGAGAACACCAAAACUGGAAUUCCAUAUCCACGGGUGAAUCUGAAGAACGGCGUCCCUCCAGACAGCAAUAAUGAGACCUGUACUGCCGGAGCUGGCUCUUUGUUGGUGGAGUUCGGGAUGCUUAGCAGGCUGCUUGGGGAUUCCACGUUCGAGUGGGUGGCUCGGCGAGCUGUUAAAGCACUCUGGAAUCUCCGAAGCAAUGACACUGGACUGUUAGGAAAUGUUGUGAAUAUUCAAACUGGCCAUUGGGUUGGAAAACAAAGUGGCUUAGGAGCAGGAUCAGACUCGUUCUAUGAAUAUCUUUUGAAAUCCUACAUUCUCUUUGGAGAAAAGGAAGACUUGGAGAUGUUCAAUGAUGCUUAUCGGAGCAUUCAGAAUCACUUAAGAAGAGGGCGAGAAGCUUGCAAUGAAGGUGAAGGUGACCCUCCUUUGUAUGUUAAUGUAAACAUGUUCAACGGUCAGCUGAUGAACACCUGGAUUGACUCUCUGCAAGCCUUUUUUCCUGGACUGCAGGUUUUAAAAGGAGAUGUGGAAGAUGCUAUUUGUCUCCAUGCCUUCUAUUAUGCCAUAUGGAAGCGUUAUGGAGCUCUCCCAGAGAGGUACAACUGGCAGUUACAGGCACCGGAUGUCCCCUUCUAUCCGCUAAGGCCAGAGCUGGUGGAAUCUACUUAUCUUCUUUAUCAGGCCACCAAGAAUCCUUUUUACCUUCAUGUUGGAAUGGAUAUUUUACAGAGUCUGGAGAAAUACACAAAAGCCAAAUGUGGCUAUGCUACGUUACACCAUGUUGUAGAGAAGUCUAAAGAAGACCGAAUGGAGAGCUUCUUUCUCAGUGAAACAUGUAAAUAUUUGUAUCUGUUAUUUGAUGAAGAGAACCCAGUGCACAAAUCUGGAAAUAAAUAUUUGUUUACUACUGAAGGGCAUAUCGUGUCUGUGGACAAACGUUUUCGUGACUCAGUAUGGCAAGAUAUCUUCCCAGAAGAGGAGGAAAAGAAUGCACAAAAACUCAAACCUAAUGAAGUUAAAGCAGUCAACUUCAGCUCCAAUUGUAAUAGAGUCCCUGAUGAGAGGAGAUACUUGCUGCCACUGAAGAGCAUCUACAUGAGACAAAUAGAUCAAAUGGUGGGCUUGAUUUGAGCUGUUCUCCCCAGCAGUGCUUUGUCCUAGGACGGAAGUAGAGUUUGUGGUGUAGACAAUUCUCUCCAGCUACACACGCACACGCACACGCACACGCACACGCACACACACACACACACACAUCUACAGUGAAUCCUUGCAUACAGUGAAUUGCUUAUCUGUAGCCAUCAUGUUUCUGAAGGAUGUAACCGUGAACUUGGAGGGAGAUCUUGUACUAAUACGAGUUACAGUCCUUAGAGUGAAAUGUUGUAAGUAUUGGAAACUCUGAAUACAAGGUGAACAGGGUUUUCUCAUGAGACUGCCAUACAAAAAUGCUAGUCUUGCAGUGAAGGCUGGUUAACUUUUUUUUUAAAAUCAAUUGGCAUAUGUCAUAAAUGCUGUUUAGCUACCUCUUUGUAGCUGCAUUGCAAAUGCUAUUUUUUGUUUUUUUAGAGAGGGUCUGAUGCUGAAGGUGAAAAUGUUUUGGCAUUUGGUUUGGAAAGUAAAGGGAAUGUGCAAUUUUGUCUUAGUGAGUCUAAUCAUUGGGCUAGUCUGACUAGCAAUAAACAAUGCCAAUUAUUGCUCAGGUAGAAGACACUUGUAGAUUUUGGCUGAAACAAAUAUUUUUAGAGUAACAGCUUGGAGACAAGACAGGUCUUGGUCUUAUAAGAUAUCUCUGUAGUCAAGAGAUCCAGCAUGUAGGCAGAUGUAUACAACAGUAUUCUUAACACUAGUUGCAUAGCCACAAAAGUGUACUAGCUAUAGAAACUAGUAACUGAAAAAAAUAAGGUGCCUUUUUUGUGGGGAGGGGGAAGGAAGAGAUGCACAAAGCCACAUGCAACACUCUUAAGCAGCUCACCUUGUAUACCUAUCUGUGCAGGUGUUCAAAAUGUUCUUCAGCUGUUUGUCAUGCAUCUAGUGCCCCUUCAGGAGAGUUGCUGAUUAAAGCAUACAAUUACUGACAGGGUAAGAAAACAUUCCUAGUAGCAUAUUAAUGGGUUAGUGCCUUAAGCUCAUCUUCACUCACAGAAAAGCUGAAUUUCUUUGUGAGGCACAGGGAGGUGGCAUUGAUUUUUUUUUUUUUGGGUUUUUUUUGUUUUUUUAAAGAAACUAAUGCUAUGAUUUUGUGGGUCACAAACAUGAAAAUGAUGAUUUUAAAUACUAGAAAGAUUAUAGUGUAUUAUGCUAAUUCUAAAUAAUAUUUUAGGGUUGGAAUUGGCUUCUUGAAGUUGGCAUGUUGACUGAUAGAGUGGUCCUUCUGGAGAGGCAGUCAGUAGAGGGUUAAUGGGGGUUUGCAGUAAAUCAAGAGCCACUGAAAUCAACAGGAGUAGAGUGCUCCUCACCUGUAGGCACUAUGCAGCAUCUCACCACAUUGUUCCCACUGGGGCUACUUAUAUUUAGUCUGUUUGAUGCCAUGUGAUAGUUUCUCGUGUCCAAAAGGUCAUUGCUAGAAACCUGUUGUAAUGCUGCAUCCCUUGCCUUCCCAGCCAGCCUCUUCAGAUACACCAAGGUCAGUUCAGACAUGCCUGAAUAUUGAGCUUAUUUUGUGAACUCUUAGGAAGAGAGCAGUCAUUCUGGACCAACUAUUAUGAAGGAAGAAAAUCACUUCAACACAGACUGAAACCCCCCCCACAAAUUAAUGGCUACUAUUUUCAGUGGCUUAUCAGUUAGUCUAUUUUAGGCUUCAGUUGCAAUCAGUUCAGCUACCUAAACAUUGUUCUCCACUUCAAGUAGAGCCAAAAAUUAAAGAGAUAUUUCAGUAAUGAGGACAGAUUUGAUCUGCAAUUCCAUAUUGUCCUAUUACAAAAAAAAUCCAAUUCUUCAUAAGCCAUAUGUUGCUUUUAUUAAUUUUUUUCCUAAUAAAAACAUGAUAAAAAUAGUGUGUAAGAGGUUAUUGCCUAGUGUUUUUAAUAUGCAAAUUCAUCUCAGGGAUCUCAAAUUAGAAUCUCCUGUUCAUCCAACCCAUAUAUAUUAUUUUCAGGCAAACAAAUCUUGUCUUCCAAUUUUACCUAAGACCUUUUCUUGCAAGGGGGAGCGAGUAAUUUGGUAGAGUUGAGUGUACAUGUCGAAAAACAAAUCUAGUAGAAUUAGAUAUGCUCAAAGAUAAGGAUGCAGGUAACAUCUAGAUAUUUCAAGUUUUUUGGCAAAAUUAUUGCUAGAAUGUUAUUUCCUAGUGACUUAACUGUGUGUGUGUUUAUAACGGAAUACUUUCAGGGUGUUAAAAACCAAAGAUGUAUUCAGAGAGUACAGGUGACAAUGUAUGGACUGUUAGUUUACUUGGCGAUGCUGGUAGACCUUAGUAUGGUAAUCUAGGUGCAAAAAACGUAUUGCAGAAAUAUAUUCUGCCUACCAAGGAAGGCACAGAGCAAAAAGUAUUUGGUCAUUUUGAAAUGCUGCUGCCUGAGCCAGACUCCUUACAAGUUGGUAACUUUUACCUACAGCACUUGGAUAGUCAUGAUUGAACAGUGCUGGGAGCCGUUGGUUGAUGCUAACAGCGGUAAAGGUUGCCCUAGGCGUUCUGCCAACAGAAGUCACCAGUGGAAUUUCCCCAACCCCUAGUUCAGCUCUUUCAACAUGCAUUGUAUGUCCUGCCACUCCUUAGCAGUGUUUGUGCCUUCUGAAAAACCUGGCUCAGCCAUGAGUUCUGGUUGGGUGUCAUGCAUAGGAAUAUGCUUAGAUUGGGAUAAUUCACAAAUUCACUUGCAAAUUCACUUGCUGUUCAGGAAUGCCUUUUAUUUUUUUUUUGUUCAUAUGGAUUGUCAGAAUUGGAAAAGGUGCAACAGGGGCAGUUGUCUACUCUUUCCAGUCAAUGUGCCUCAAACUUAUACCAGGUGGAUAUAUUUAAGCUAGCAGUGAAGUGAUGUCUCCAUGAUAUUUUGAUACCUGGUGUGUCAAACCACUAGUCGCAAUGCCAAAUGAGGUGUGGCCAGCUGCACACUAGAAAAGGGUUGAAAUCUCCAGUUUACUUUGCAGAGGUGAUUUAACGUCCUGUGGUAAGAAAUCUGGGCCAUAGACUUAAAAUAGUGACCUAAAGGUAAAAGGCACCAUAUCUUUGAAAAACUUCUCCUCCUUUGAAAUGUUUGUUUUUGAAAUAAAAUCUUUUUACAUUGCAGAGCACAGGACAUAUGUUUUUAUGCACUAGAAUGGAAAAAUCUGUGUUGUUGUUCUUAAGUUUUAUAUUAAAGCCAAGUUAAAAACACUUCUGGGAUAACUUGCUGAUGCAUAUAACUUUGUACUUUUCAGUGUAAUGUGCAAUAUAAUUUUUUCUGAUUUUAAAAUUGUAUUGUAUGUUUUAAUUGUAAAAUCUAUUUAUCGAGGGGGAGAUUUGUAAAAGGACCAAAUCUUCUUUUUAUAAUUGUCCUAAGGACUUAUUCAAAUUGAGAGUUUAGCUUUUACAGAUUUGUAUUAAAAGGAUAUAUUUGAUCUUUUA